CAAACACAACAUCCCUAAUAGCUCAAGUUGACGAUAGUAAAACUCAUCACCACCAGUUGCAAUGCAUCUCAGUUAUACCUGACUUUCUUUUGCGUCUGCUCCAUUUUUUUAGUUUGUGUCUAUUCAUCUUCAUCCACUCUAAAAGUAACACUUAGACAUCUUGUAACUGGAUGUUUUUUCUCUCUCCUCCCUCUUUUCUCUCUCGAGCGAUUUUAGGUUUAGCCGCGCCGCCGUCCAUAUUUCUCCGUGUUGCCUCUCCGGCGGCCACCACGGCGCUGUGAGAGGACUCUAGAUCUGUUUAUGUUUUUCCUUUGUUUUACUGUAAGCCUUGAGAUCUCGGUGUGCGAAGUGGUCCGGUGGUUAAGAUUCUUCACGGUGUUGGUGAGGCAGAUCCAGUUCUGGCGUGUCUCGUAGACGGUGAAUCUGACCUUUGGCUAAGGUCUGCCGUUCGUUUUUCCGGCUGUCCCAGCCGAAAUUCAGUGCAGUAUCAUUUUGUUGGGAUGGUGUCGAUCUUCGGAGGAUCGCCGGUUCUGUGCCUCUUCUCCCGUUUUGUUGUCUUCCCCGCCCAUGGUAUCCGUACACGUAGAGAUCUACACUUCCCGGCUCUGAUUCUUGCGAAAAUUGUAAGCUUCGUAGCUCAGGAUGGCAUAAAACAUUUGAGGAACUGGCUGGUCGCAGGGCGUGCUGGUAGAGUAGCGGUUCACUCGCCGGAAACACUUGCGUUGGUUAGGCUCGAUCGCCAUUCAGAUUUCGUUAAGUGGGCACGCCCUGAUUCUGUGUACCAUGAUUUCUUUGGGAUGUGCUUAUACGAGAAGAAUCCAUAUGCUUUGUAUGUGAAAAGUUUAUUCUUAGCAUUUCAAUGUUCUGCUUUGAAAGAGGCAAUUGCAGUGGUAAGUACGAUUAAACAUGUCUACCCAGUUGCUGAGCUGUUGUGGAUAAUGUUGAAAAGCUGCGAAGGCACUAUGGAUAUGGACUUUUACUGGAACUACAAGAAGAAGUCGCGGUUUGGUGAUGUUGAUUUGCUGGCGGACUCUCUUAUGUACCACAUCACCAAAAUGCGGCCAAAGAGAAGGGGGACUUUUUCAAAAGCUUGGCAAUUUGAAGAGGCGCUGCAGGAAUUCAAUGGGGAGAGGUGUAUCGACUGUAUCUUCUUCUACCUAUCUAGAGAUGUAAUGCUUCUGUCUUAG
Molecule: messenger RNA, 1187 nt
Organism: Camelina sativa (false flax)
Lineage: Eukaryota; Viridiplantae; Streptophyta; Magnoliopsida; Brassicales; Brassicaceae
Source: RefSeq, a predicted model, not a curated record